AAAUCAAUUUAGUUGUUUCGACGGUACCAGAAUUCCCUCGUCAGACCUUUGUGACGGGGUUAUGAACUGCCCGGAUGGUUCAGACGAGACGCUGCAUUCCUGCGCUGGCAAGAAGUGCAGGGGAAACUUAUUCCAAUGCUUGUAUGGCGCUUGUGUUGACCAGGAUGCUGAUUGUAACGGGAUCCAAGAAUGCGCGGAUGGAUCGGACGAGGAUAAACAAUUGUGUUCUAAUAAUGAUACAGAGCCAGACAUCAAUAACAGAUUUAAUGUCGACAAACCGUGCAUACUGCCUCCGUACCCCAAUCAUGGCUCCUAUGAGGUGGCUGACGAGAAAAAUGCAAGUCCUAACGACGUGUUCUCGUCUGUCCAUCUGACUGUAACUUGUGACGAAGGUUACGCCGUGGCUGGAGACCCGAAGAUCUACUGCAACAAUGGAAACUGGUCGCAUCGAAAUAUAGGGUCUAUAUGCGUUAAACAUUGCACGUUGACACCAGAGCCUUCAGUGACUUAUUACUGCUUGGAAAGCAAUAACGUUGAGGGUCGGCGCCUUUGCAGAAACCAGGAGCCCGAAGGAACCCAGGUUCAACCAGAAUGCAAGCCCAAUUACUACAUAAGAGAUGUCAGCUCCACGAAAAUGAUUUGCAUCGAUGGUAUUUGGUCCCCGAAGGUUACAUGCGUUCCAGAAUGCGGUCGCCUAACUCCAAAGGGCAGCGGUCUGGCUAUAGGAGGGCGAUAUGCCAUUCAAGCAGAGAUAUCUUGGCACGCUGGAGUCUACAAGAAGAAGGAAUCGCGGUACGAGCAAAUCUGUGGAGGAUCUGUGAUAAACAACAACUUUAUAAUAACUGCUGCACAUUGCUUCUGGGAUGAGCGGCUAUAUAAGGUGGCGGAUCCUAGCUUAUUCGCAGUCGCUGUCGCCAAAUAUUAUCGAGAUUGGGAUCACGAAAAUGACAAAGACGCGCAAAAAUCGGACGUAGAACAGAUCCAUGUGCCGCCUCUAUACGAAGAUAUGUAUGGUAACUUCGAUCGGGACAUUGCUCUGGUAAAACUAAAAACUCCCAUAGAGUACACGGUAUAUCUGAGGCCUAUCUGUCUCGAUUUCAGUGAAGAUUUCGAAGAGAAACAAUUAAAGCCAAAUAGUUUAGGAAAAGUAGCUGGUUGGGGCUACACAACUCCGGAGGGGGAUUAUCCACAUGCCUUGAAAGUUGUGGAUUUACCGUACGUACCUCCAGUGCAGUGUAGAAUGGUGACUCCGGAUAACUUCAGAGAAUUGCUUACAUCGGACAAAAUUUGCGCCGGCUUUAGUAACGAUGCUAUUACAUCAUGCCCGGCCCCCGGUUGCGACAGUCGUUGUAGGAUGCAGGCGCAGCAGAGGAUCCGCGCCCCGGUGACGCGCGUCUGCGCGCAAACUGUAGACGCGCGCGAGCGCUUCGCUUCCAGAUCCCACGGCGGAACAGCAACACUGUGCAAAGGUGACAGUGGGGGCGUCUUGGCGUUCCCAGAAAAGGUGCGUGGCGUAUGGCGCUACUACGUAAGAGGAAUUACGUCUUCAGCACCUAAUCCUAAAGAAGGCGCCAAAUGUAACAGAUUAGCGGGCGCCCUCCAGCAGAGGACUGACGAUAUCCGCAGGGUGGAUGGUAGUGGUUGGAUGAGAAGAGCUGAACAUCGAGCUCAGUGGCGUGCAAUUGGGGAGGUCUAUGUCCAGCAGUGGACGACAACAGCCUGA
Spodoptera exigua (beet armyworm) is the source of this 1723-nucleotide messenger RNA. Lineage: Eukaryota; Metazoa; Arthropoda; Insecta; Lepidoptera; Noctuidae. The record is from the annotation of a GenBank genome assembly.